Messenger RNA from Gasterosteus aculeatus aculeatus (three-spined stickleback), 1471 nucleotides. RefSeq names its product chromosome X C11orf96 homolog (gene cxh11orf96). NCBI's taxonomy places the organism in Eukaryota, Metazoa, Chordata, Actinopteri, Perciformes, Gasterosteidae. The record is from RefSeq and is a predicted model, not a curated record.
CGUUGCAUUAACUUCAGCAGACUGAGAUCCACACAAACGCACAGAACGUGACGCGGGCAGAGAGAGAAGAGACUUGUUGAAACAGAAGCGCUCACAUCGAGGCGUUGACCCGAGCGGUGACCUGUGAGACUGUCCCUCUCCAGUGCGCCUGGACCUGGAGGUGUUUGAGGGUCUGUUUGCUUGGCUUUGGACGAACUAAGACAGACACUUCUCUUUGAGUAGGACAGAGCACCAUAAAGAGCAAGAAAGACGUCGGCCUGUCGUCCCCCAGCCGCGUCCUCGCUUGGUGUUGCAUUGCAUUUGAUUCUUCGCUUGGGCUCCUGUCCUAACAAUGGCUGCUGUGCGUCAGAUGGUCAUGGAGGCCUCCGGCUUCCACGUCCUGCCGGCCCACCUCAUGGCCUCGGCCAUGGAGGAGUUCCCCCAGCAGCUGCCCGUCCCCAAAGGCCCAGCGAGGGGCAAGAGCCGCUCCCGCCGACCUCGCGAGGCCCGCUUCAAAACGCAGCCGGUGACCUUCGCUGAGAUCGCGGAGGUGGAGGAGGAGGGUUCCUCACCGCUGGAGGAGGAGAGGGCGCGCCGGUCCUUCCUGCAGUCCCUGGAGAACUUGCGGCGGAGCACGCAGGCCCUCCACUGCCCGCCAGCCGCCCAGCACGGCUGCAACCCCGCGCCUACGCAGGCCAGCCUGGACUCCAGCGACUCCGACUCCACCCAGUGAGGGUCGUAGGACAGGCCCGUCCGCCGCCACCCGCGCUCCCGGCUUCGCUUUCGACGCCGCUCCCAACCCGCCUGAGCUGAACCAGGCCGGCCUGCCUGCCUGUGUGUGUGAGCUGCUGCUGUCAUUUGCAUUUAAUACUAACAUGUCGACGUACGGGGCGUAGCUUGAAGACGCACGGGCCGGUUGUACUGCUGUAUAGAUGCGAUGAGUGGGGAAAGUAUCAGAUGCCGCUGCGUCCAACACAGUCUUCAAAUGUAUUCCUUUUCUACGGUACACGUCAAUGAGGAGAGCUUGAAUGAUGAAAGUCGGUUGAUAUUUUUCCAUUUUAAAGUUGUGUCCAUAUUAUUGGUUCAAUCCAGAUUUUUCUACUUGAGCUGCCACCAUAGAAAGGACUGUUGAAUUGAUAUUUUGAUGAACCACACUGUAAAUUCUUUGACCGAGCGACGGAAGUGACCUGGCAGUCACUGAAGCAGUAGAGUAUCGUUGUGUUUGCUGAGCUCUCCUUUCCCAGCUGAAAUCUCCUGCUUCAAUUCCUGAGAAAAUCAAAAUGCCUUUCUAAAUGUCUUUAUUUAUUCUCUUAUUCUUGUUCAUAACCAAGUGGAGUUGUAGAUGUGAUAUUUUAUUGCUCUUUCUGACUUCUGACGAGUCAACUUGACUUGAAAACAAUAUCAUAAACUUUAUACUUUAUUGUUAAACUUUAUACAUAUAUAUUACAAUGUUCGCUACAUGUACUUUAAUAAAUAUUUUCAAGUAUUUUGA